AUGAAUGUCGAAUUUAGUAGCGAGAAUACCUUCCUUAUGGGAGAAGAGCUCAAACUUCAUUCGGAUCGUGGCGAUGGCAGCUCGCCACACGGCGUUGCCGAUCCACUUUUGUCGCAGCAUUUGCUCGAAGGCUAUUCGGAAGAAGAACUGAGCGAAUACCGACAAGUCUUCAACAUGUUCGAUGCUGAUCGGAGUGGAGCCAUUGCAAUUGAUGAGCUUGAAGCUGCAAUAAAAAAUCUGGGUCUGGAGCAAACUCGUGAUGAACUGGACAAGAUUAUUGACGAAGUAGAUCAACGCGGAAAUCACCAAAUCGAUUUCGAUGAGUUCUGCGUCGUCAUGAGAAGACUAACAAUGAAAAAGAGCAACUGGAACGAAGUCGUCAGGGAAUGUUUUACCGUCUUUGACAGGAGCGAGAAUCUCACCGGAAUCUCCAAAAAAGAUUUUCGCUACAUUUUGAGAGAACUUGGCGAUAUUACAGAUAAUCAAGUAAUAGACGAAAUUUUUAACGAGGCUGAUGUGGAUGGAAAUGGUGUAAUUGACUACGACGAAUUUACAUAUAUGGUCAAAAAUUACAUGACGGAUGAUGACAUUGGUUAA
Caenorhabditis bovis is the source of this 597-nucleotide messenger RNA. The record is from the annotation of a GenBank genome assembly. Lineage: Eukaryota; Metazoa; Nematoda; Chromadorea; Rhabditida; Rhabditidae.